Molecule: messenger RNA, 2323 nt
Organism: Kockovaella imperatae
Lineage: Eukaryota; Fungi; Basidiomycota; Tremellomycetes; Tremellales; Cuniculitremaceae
Exons: 13
Coding region: 94-2235 (713 amino acids)
Source: RefSeq, a predicted model, not a curated record
CAUUCCUCGAUAUAUACACUCAAUUCCAUCCUUCAUUUUUUUGGCAUAGCACCGGCUGCAAUCCUCUAGUAGGGAUGAAUGACAAGCUGAGUCAUGUCGUCGUCUCCGCCUCACGAUGAACGGUCAACACCACCACGCUUGGAUACCAAUCUCCCCCAUCGGCUCACCAAUGACUCUCGUGGGUACUCUGAAAAGCAGCUGCCUUCGUCCGCCGCGACCACCGCUACGAACCAUCGAUCUUUGAGAGACCCUUUGCACAUUGGAAAGGAUCUUAUACAUCGGCGGAGAGCGAUUCUAUCGGAGGGAGUCCACAAGAAGAAGAUUGUAAAGUUACCGUGGUUGCGAAAACCUAGAGAAGGGAACGAUGGGAAAUGGUUAAGGGAAGAGGAUGAAGCGACGGAAUGGUUGAGCUUGUUCUAUGAUCUUGUUGUCGUUGCUGUUCUCACCGUCUUCUCUUCCACGCACGAAAUCAGGACACCAGAUGCCAUCAGUGUUUUCCUCUCGUACUUUGUGAUUAUUCACUGGGUGUGGACCUCCCAGACGACCUAUGAUAUCCAAUAUCAAGCGGACGAUAUCUAUCAUCGUUUCGUCAAAUCACUCCAGAUUGCCGUCUUCGUUUACAUCGGGUCAGGGAGUGGGAAAUGGAAUCCAGGAUCCAUUCAGGAUCCAAGCUCUAUGCCGGGGAUAUCGAAUGAGGAGUCUAUCGCUCAUUCUCAAGCUCUGGAAAGCUUCACAACCGUAGGCAGUGCGUACGCUGCGUCUAGAUUCCUCAUGUGUGUCCAGUACUUGGUCUGCUGGCUGUUAGGCCGUCGAUUGAGAAGGCCACUGGCUUCGGUCUACAUCUCCAUAGGGACGUUCUUUGCAUCUUGCAUAUUGAUUGUGGCAGCUGUGACCCUCCCUUCAACAUCACCAUCGCAUGUGAAAGCGAAAAUCUGUCUGCUGUACGCUUCCAUCCUACUGGAGCUGCUGUCCAUUCGGGUCAAGAUCUAUCUCAAGCAGCACGGAAACAUUGACAGUGGAAAUGUUGCUGAGAGAUACGGUGCUUUUACCUUGAUCAUCUUAGGUGAAGGUUUCAUAUCGAUCAUUCGCGCCAUGAACGAUACGAUCACGAGCAUCAGUGCAAAGGUCUCCGUCACUUAUGCUCAAUUGGUACUGGCCAUCUUCAUCCUCGUCAUGCUUUGGCACAUCCUGUUUGGUCGAUUCGACAAGUCCGACAAGGUAUCGCCCGUUCGAGCGCUACUAUGGGAAGGUGUUCAUUUCCCGCUUCACUUUGCCCUGUUAUUGCUGCUGGCAGCGAUGGUCAAUACUGUCAUCGACUUGUCAGUGUACAACGGCGUCCAAGCAGUUAUCAAUUCGUACCUAGACGUCACGAGCUACAUUGCGAAUGGUACGGAAGUCCCGGAAUCUCUCCAAACGUACACCGAAAGUCUCCUCGGUCGACUUCCCCUUGAGCCGCCGUAUGAAACACAUUAUCAUAUUUUGAUGAACCUUUCAGAGAGUCAAGAUCCAGCCAUUGACGGCACAAUCCUGAGCGAUCAAUACUUUGGACAGAUCGUUGUUGUGACGUUUGAGAGCUACGGGGUGGAACCCUCCGAAGAGGCAGAAGACACUUACAAUCAGCUCUACUCCCUCAACACUAGCCAUACUGGACCGGAUCUGAUUGAACGUCAGCAGGAGAGUGCGGAUCUCGUCAUCAAUCUGUCAACGAUCAUCGCCGAAGCUUCCCUGAGUGGUAUUACCUGGUUGUUCCCAUCAGCAGGCAUCGUACUGAUAUGUGCAACGAUCCGAUCGACCCUGUGGUACAGAUUCGAAGGCAUCGGACACUGGAUUGUUCACUCUCUACAGUUUGGCACUGGAGUCAUCUUGUGUCUCAUGACACUGUUGGACAUUGGCCCUGAGACUAUCAAUGUAACUGCGGAUGACAUAUUGGCCGGUACAGCCCCCAUAUAUCAGCUAUUAGGGACUCAGACACCAUUAAUCAUCAUCGCCGCCGCGUUCUUCAUACAGACCUUCGUGACCUUGUUCAUACUGGACAUCGUGAAUCGACUGAAGGGCGGAGUGUUUGAUCAGAGGACCAGGACACAGCGAGAAGAGGAUGCGGAGGGGGAAGGGGAGGGGGAAGGGGAGGGAGGAGAGCGGGAGCAUCACGAGCGACAUGAUGCAACUCAUUUGAAUGGUGCCUCGGGGACACAUGAUAAUUCAGGGGAGGACAUUGAGCGCGUCAAGUUGGCUUAGGAUGGCCAGGGUAGAUAGAACGAUUUCUGAUGACUUUUCACGAUCUGGACAUUGGUAUUGCGUGUCAUCUGUAAUGCAUUAUGCAGUG